AUGUCAACAUCUCGUAUUCGAUAUGACAAAGAUCGUAACGGCGUCGAUGUCAAAGCGGCUGCACAGAUCAAGGCGCAACGGCAACCCGACGGCCAGUUCCAAAGCCCCAACACAAAAUACCCGGCGCUAAUCUUCGAGGUCGCCUUCUCACAGAAUCCAGGCAAUUUUGCAAAGAUUGCAGAGGGUUAUAUGGAACGCUCGGGCGUCAACACCAAGACCUUCAUCGGCAUCAAUAUUGACUAUAAAUCUCGAUACCCCUCGACUUUAUCCUUGUGGAAAGCUGUAAAUGCUAUUGAAGACGGUGCUCCGGUCCAGGAUACCUUUGAGGCAGUCGAGGUUAUCGCAUCAAAGCCCUUCCGAGAUGCCAGCGGCGCACCCUGCAACCCAGACCACGAGCUCCGCCUUUCACUCCAAGAUAUUGCCACAGGCCCCAAAACCCCAGACCUCGACGCGAUUCAGAUUGCCAUCACCUACGACAGGCUUUGCAAGAUACUAGACAAGGCGUGCCGGUUUCAUGCAUGGAGGGAGGACUCCGAGCCCCACGCCGGCUUCCAGGCCAAGCACCAGACGUUUCGGCGCAAGCGCUCGCCAACGCCGCCAGACUGUAUCCUCCCCGAUGAUGAGGCCCGCUAG
Molecule: messenger RNA, 633 nt
Organism: Phaeoacremonium minimum UCRPA7
Lineage: Eukaryota; Fungi; Ascomycota; Sordariomycetes; Togniniales; Togniniaceae
Exons: 2
Coding region: 1-633 (210 amino acids)
Source: RefSeq, a predicted model, not a curated record